AUGAUCAUCAUCACCACAAGCCUCCAUAGUCUCCCUUUAUAUUGGCCAGCUCCGGACACCCUUCAUCAUGUUGUCGGCCUCUAGCCUCCCCCUCUCCCACCCCAGAAACCUCUGAUCUCUCUCUCUCUCUCAAAGUUCCAUCGAAUUAGUUCUAAUCCCCACUGUGUUCAGAGCCAUCCCACUUGCAGCCAUCUCUCUCUCUCUCUCUCUCUCUCUCUCUCUCUCUCUCUCUCUCUCAAAGUUCCAUCGAAGUUCUUAUUCCCAGUGUGUUCAGAGCUAUCCCCCACUUGCAGCCAUCUCUCUCUCUCGGCUUAGUUCGAUUGAAGUUUUCAUUCCAUUGUGUUAGGCAACACAAAACUCUACACAAAUAUAUAUCCUUCUCUCUGUCUCCAGAAUUCAAUCAAAUUUUUCACUUCCAUUGUGGUUUAGGAUCGGAGGCAUAACACUCAGAAUCCCAUCUCACCCCCCUCCCCCCCUCUCCCUCUCUCUCCUCCAUCCGUGUACCAUGAAACACCAAGAAUUCACCCUCCAAAGAACCACCAGCACCGCCAGAAGCACCAGAAGGAUCCUCCCAUCCAACCAUACUCGUUCUUCGUCAUCUUUCCCGCCCGAAGCCGACGAAAUCUCCGACAACCUCCUGAUCGCAAAACAAUACUCCCCCAUCUCACUUCACCGGGACCGGGACCAAAACCCUCCCACCGGCAAACCUCAGUACACCAAAAAGCUAUCCUCCCUCCUCCGCUCCCUCCUCAGCCUCCUCUCCUUCCCCCCCAUCCUCCCUACCUGCAAAUGGCUCUCAAUACCUUCUCAACUCUCCCUUAACCCUUCUAUCGGCCGCAAAGUCACCGGCACCCUCUUCGGUCUCCGCCGCGGCCACGUCAGCUUCGCCGUCCAGCUCGAUCCCCGCUCCGAACCCCUUCUACUCCUCGAGCUCGCCAUGUCAACUUCAUCCUUAGUCAAAGAGAUGUCCUCCGGUCUAGUUCGCAUCGCGCUCGAGUGCGAGAAGGUUAGCCCAGCUAAUCAACCCGGUCGGUUCAGGAAGCUGUUCCAGGAACCGACGUGGACCAUGUAUUGCAAUGGCAGGAAGUGCGGGUACGCGGUAUCGCGCGCGUGCGGGGAGUUUGACUGGCACGUCCUGGGUACGGUGCAGAGCGUUUCGGUCGGUGCCGGAGUGAUUCCUGUGGUGGAUGACGGGAAAAAAAGUGGUGGCUCGGAAGGGGAGAUGCUGUAUAUGCGAGCGAGAUUUGAGCGAGUAGUCGGAAGUCGCGAUUCCGAGGCGUUUUACAUGAUGAAUCCGGACGGUAAUGGAGGGCCUGAACUUAGUAUUUUUCUUCUCAGAAUAUGAAGAGCCAACGAUGAAAACGCAUCAAGAAAAAAAAAAAAAAUAUUAAAGGAAAUUUAAGAAGGCUAUCGAAGACUAGUCAUGUAUUAUGUUGUUGGCAGUUGGGGGAUUUAAAUUUAGGAAAGAAGCUGUGUUUAGUUAAUUCCGUUGUAUGGUAUAUUUUCUCUAUGCAUAUUACCAUGUGAUUUGA
Messenger RNA from Carya illinoinensis, 1532 nucleotides. Its product is annotated as protein MIZU-KUSSEI 1. The transcript has a single exon. Gene Ontology annotation, biological process: hydrotropism. Lineage: Eukaryota; Viridiplantae; Streptophyta; Magnoliopsida; Fagales; Juglandaceae. Bases 506 to 1345 code for a protein of 279 amino acids. The record is from RefSeq and is a predicted model, not a curated record.